Molecule: messenger RNA, 1012 nt
Organism: Phaeodactylum tricornutum CCAP 1055/1
Lineage: Eukaryota; Bacillariophyta; Bacillariophyceae; Surirellales; Neidiaceae
Exons: 1
Coding region: 279-995 (238 amino acids)
Source: RefSeq, a predicted model, not a curated record
AACAUCGCUGGCAGUGAGUGGAAUUUACAGAGCGAAGUAUAGCUCUAUUGCUCUACUUGCUUCAUCUCCGAUGCCUUACAUUGCUUGGGAGAAAUCAGACAUUUUACUUUGAGGUCUUUGGUAAGCGACCGAUUUGCAUUUCACAGUCAACUUCCCGAGAGAGCCAUAGCAUCCUGGGCACAUCGCAAACGAUAAGAUCCCGUGACGACAUUUCGACUGAUUAUGGUGCAAUUUGUUUUCGCGUUACAUACAAAGCAUUUUCGGUUGCGAUUCACUUCAUGAGAUCGCCCACUUUGAUAACACGAUAUCUGACGGUAGAAUGGAGUCACUCUGUAAGCCAGAUAGCACCACUAAAAAUGGCAGCUGUGACACAUUUCAUUCUACCCGAUUUGCCACAAGCAGUUGCAGAAGGUGAUCGUAAAGCCUGGAGAGAGUCAACCAUCCUUACUCGACGCAUCCGGACAAUGAAACAAGGCGUCGACAAAAUAUUAAUUGUAGGCGGCAACGAGAAAGACCAGGGCCUAAUUUCAACAACUAAGGCAAUUCAGGUAGCAACAGAAGUCACUGACGUUCCCGUUUGGUGUGUCGCCAAUCCCAACGAUCGAGAAAGUUUCGCAAGCCUUGAAUCGAAGGCUCAUUCUGGUGCAUCUGGCGUUGUGACUCAACCACUCCUGUGUAGUCAUGCUAUUGAUGUUUUCAAUAGCUACAAAGAAGCGGGACUGCACUGCGUAGCCGGAAUCGCGUUUCCGAAGUCUGUAGAAGGUCUUCAUUUCUGGUUAAAGUUAUUGGGGCAACCCGACUUAGUGAAGGACGAAGUGUUUCAAUCUCAUAUUGCCCAUUUUGACGGUGGAAAGAGCUCGUUGGAUUGGGCAAAAGCCCAGGUUGCGCACCUGGCCGGAACUGAUAGUCUACACUUUAUGCCGAUGCGAAAUUCUCUCGACUUGAAAAAUUUGCUCUCAGACAGAAAGCUUUUAAAGGUUGCUGAAAAACAGUAGUCUCCUUUUUUGACACU